UACAUUUUUCAUCUUCCUUGAACUAACAUAAACCGCCCGUAAAUGUACUUGAAUGUUUGUACUUUUAGCAUGGUACUUUAAAACGUGGAAGUAAAUAAACAAAUUGUGUUGAUUUAUUGAGGUUGGCAAAUGCGUCUAGUGCUAAAAUAGUGUUAAAAUCUAUUCGAAUAAUUGUUGAUAAUACAUACAUAUAUACAACCACGCAACAUACAUAAAUACAUUUAUAUAUGUAAACUGUUAUCUCGCUAUAAAACUACACUUUAAUAAUCCAACAAAUACAUAUGGGAUUCUAAUCGCGUUUUUUAAAAAGUCUAAACACAUUCUUAAAUCCCAUGUUAAUUAAAUUAAUCAACAAUAGAGCCAACACAACUAAAACUAUUGUAGGUGUAAGGCAUUAGUUUCAAUUGCUAAACCUCAUUCGUCCUAUAAUGUACGAGUAUAGUAAAGCAAAGCUAAAUGUUCAAUAAUAUUGGAAUUAUUCAAUGUUCGAUCAAACAGUAGAUUCUAGUCGCUUGUUGUCCGUGCUUUCAACACACAAAUGAUUUUAUAGAAUGGCUUUCACCGACCUAUAACCAUGGUCACACCAUUUUACAUUUGCUAUUGUUACAUGCUAAGGCUAAGUACUACAAUUAUUUUAUUGAAGAACUGGUCUCUCUCUAUAAGUUCAGUUUUCACUGUUUCCAAUUUGUUGGAAUAUUACUGCCAUUAUCUGUGCACCUAAUAUAAUUCAGAUAAGCAAAUCCAUAUUUUAUGACCAAUAUCAGAUGUCACCACCAGACUUUGCUUGCUUACACGUAAACCUUUGGGGUUUUGCAGAGUUUUUCGCGCAAGCGUUAGUCGAACCUUGUUGUUGGUCGCAUGGACACAUUUAGUUCAAUCCGCGUAUUCAUUUAUCAAAGUUCCCAGUCAUAAAUCCAUAAAUUACUGAGCCACAUUUGGUUUGACAUGACUAGGCGUGUGGAAUACAUUGUGAUUUGGAUAAAAAAUAUUGAGAACAUAUCAACUCAUGCGAACGCUGAGGAAAAAGAUGAAGAAAAGGAAGAAAAAGAUAUUUGUUGUGGUCCCAACAGGAAAUCUUCCAUCACCGAAGAUAUUGGUGCAGCACAGGUCAACAAACUCAAGCCAAUCGAAGAGGGAACCGAAGAAAGCAAAGCUAUAAACACUAAUACUACGGCAACUGAUAAUGACGCAGCCAAUGUAGCUUCUGGUAACGUUCAGGAACUCGGAGGCGGCGAUUCCAAAUUGCCGUAUAAUACCUUGUCUUCAACCACUGUCAAAGUAGAGACUACUGAACACGCCCCUAAUUCAUCAGAGUCUGAAUCGAAUUUAGUCUCCACUGGGUCCCACAAAUCCACACAGAACUCCAUUAAAUUCUCAACAGUGUCGGAAACACUUGAAAGUCUGCUCAGUGACACUGACAAAGCCCAUACAAAGGAAAAUCGAGAUUCAGUGGUUGAUACCACAGCGGACGGACUGUUACAUAAGACAAUUGCCGUCGAGAGUCCACUAAGCCGAGAUAACUCAACCUCGAGUGUUUUUGGCAAAACUAAAUUAUCUAAAACACCAUCGUUUUCCAAAUUAUCCAGCAGCUUGCAGAGUUCGCUGGGAACACUUAGCGGCAGCCGCCCUGAUGAGGACACCAUCAGCAAGUCCAGCGAUACCUCUGGAGAGUUAGUGCGCGGCAUAUGCGACGAUUCGAGUGCUGUUGAUAAGCCAAAAGGCGGUUCGCGGCUCUCGGAGCGAGCCAAAAAGAAGUCCUGGUACAACGUCCUCUAUCCGAAUUACAAAUCUCGUGCAGAGGACUUCAAGAAGCUCUUUAAGGAAGUACCGAGCGAGGAGCGUCUCAUUGUAGAUUACUCGUGUGCAUUGCAGCGCGACAUACUCGUGCAGGGACGGUUGUAUGUCUCCCAGAAUUAUGUGUGUUUCCAUGCGAAUAUAUUCCGAUGGGAAACAUAUUUAACCAUACGUUGGAAGGAUGUUACGUCAAUAACAAAGGAGAAAACUGCUCUUGUCAUACCGAAUGCCAUUUCGAUUUGUACUGCUAAUGAAAAGUACUUCUUUGCUACAUUUACAACACGUGACAAGGCGUUUUUGAUGCUCUUUCGAGUAUGGCAGAAUACGUUGAUGAACAAGCAAAUGCUACCGCAAGAAAUCUGGCAAUGGGUGCAUAAUUGUUACGGCGACGAACUUGGUUUAACCACAGACGACGAAGAAGACUACAUUGAUCCGACCACAGUACCCACAGAGAACGAAGGUGACAUUGAUUAUGUAUCAGCACUAGAAGACGCAAACUCUAUUGUUAGCUCAACUCUCACAAGCGACUACAACACGACACAUUCAACUCUCAACGCCAACAUCAGCGGCGGCAAUAGUUCCAGCACAAGCAGCGGCGGCGGCGGUGCCACUAAAUCCAGAUCAAGGUCAUACUUUUUCAGUUCGAAUAAAUCGAUUUCGAACUCUUUGACCACAACGUCGACAAGCGGUUCAGAUAACAAAGCAAGUGACAAUAACAGAAACGAACGCGAAUCCAUAAACACAAUGAACGCGAAGGAGUUAACACUGACUUCGGUGAAGCCCGACGAUGAUGCUGGCAAGAGUAAGAUGGGCAGUUCUACUACCAAUGAAAGUGGCAGCGGCGCCAGUAAAGACACAAAAAGUUCAACGCUUAAAGCGCAAACGCAUGAAAAGCGCAAAGUCUCAAAGAGUACGCGCGUCCGAGAUGAGGCGGCGAGCAAUAAUCAAACCAAUUUGCCUACAGAUGUCUCUGGCUCUAGUGACUCUGAAGAGAACAAAACUCCUUUUGUUGCAACGGCGGAAUGCACAUCAGCACAUGAGGGCCGUCAAUUAGUACACACAAUACUUCCCAUAAAUGUAGAUACGCUCUUCAACUUGCUCUUCUCAAAGUCUAAAUUCCUAAUGGAAUUCCAUGCGAUGCGCAAGACCGAGAAUAUGUCUUUCGGCGAAUGGGUAACUGAUGAGGACGGUAAGAAGACGCGCGCUGUGAGCUUGACCGUGCAGUUAAUAGCUUCCGUGGGACCAAAAGCAGCCAAGGUUACCGAGACGCAAGAGAUGCGUGACUGCAGCAAACCGGGCGAACUGUAUUCCAUAGAUAUAACUAGUGUUAACGCUGGCAUUCCAUAUGCUGAUAGUUUUAGUGUUUUAAUGCAUUACUGCUUCGUAAGAACCGUUGAUGACCACACAAUGUUGUCUGUCCAUGCGCAAAUUAAAUACAAAAAAUCCAUUUGGGGUGUCGUCAAGGGCUUCAUAGAGAAGAACACUUGGGCUGGCUUGGAGGAGUACUUCAACGCAAUGCAACAGGCUUUGCAAAGUGAGACCUGCAUACCACCCGCCAAGGCCAAGGGACGACGUCCACGUCGCGGUACUGCGGCCCAAGCUCGCCCCGCGGAAGAAGUGCCCGAAGCUCAAACUAAAAGCGAAGCAGUUGAAGUGGCCGUGGCCACCAGUCGGCGCAAUGUGCCGCGGCUACCGCUCGUCACCGCACAGCAGUCCGCCGUCGACCCGGAACCGCAAAACAAGCACAAGUGGCUGUCGGUGUUCGUGAUUGGCCUAUUGUGUUUCUUAAUCGUUCUAAAUGUCAUACUCCUACUUAAGCUGUGGACUUUGGAAGAGCGCAUCGACGAAGAUGUGAGCAAUAGAGCGCGCUUACCAAAUUUGGCUGCUUUGCGGGAAUUGCCGAACUCGAACGAAGAGUGGGUGGAGUUGUUGCGUCAGCAGGAGAUCUUGCACGAGGCAGAGCUGAAGAAGUGGCACAAAGUGUUGCAAACUGCCAUUGAAUUGCUGAAAAAGGUGAGCGCCGUGUGCGAAUUUAUUUACAAGAAUGACAAACUAACACAACAGAUCGAAAAGAUCCAUGAGGAGCUCUAGUUCUAAACUCACACACUCAACUGCAUGAAGGAGUUUCACGUCAAUAAACAACUAAUUUUUAUAACAGUUAUCCACACAUUAUGAAACAUACACACGCAUAUAUAUAUAUAGCGCCAUAACCCCGUAAAUAAUUUGUAAGCUUUCAAUAUACAAGUAUAUUAAGCAUUAAAACGCUUUAUACCACAUAAAUGAAAUGUAGCAAAUUGACUAAUGAGAAACCCAAAAAGGCACUGAUAUAUUUACAUGUAUAUGUGUUAGUUACAAUCGUUUAUACUUAACCUAAGUUCGUAAUACACACUGAGGUUCCCCGUUUAGUUGAACUUACUAAUGACUAAAAAGGAAAAAAAAAAUAUUUUCAAUUAGAAAAUGUUUUAACACACUCAAAAGCUAUGGAACAAUUCGCGCUGAGCCAUUUUGAGCCACCAAUAACUGUAACAGAUUCCUCUAUGUUUUUGUUGUAAAAUCUUUUUUUUUUUUUGUAUUAAUUAAUUUUAAUAACUUUACCCUUAAUACUCUUUUAUUUUACUCUGACCAAUUGACUUAAAACAAAAUUAUCGGUUU
Messenger RNA from Zeugodacus cucurbitae (melon fly), 4446 nucleotides. It is a transcript of the gene GramD1B, whose product is annotated as protein Aster-B. The record is from RefSeq and is a predicted model, not a curated record. Bases 946 to 3885 code for a protein of 979 amino acids. Gene Ontology annotation, molecular function: sterol transfer activity; sterol binding. NCBI's taxonomy places the organism in Eukaryota, Metazoa, Arthropoda, Insecta, Diptera, Tephritidae. The transcript is spliced from 10 exons. Gene Ontology annotation, biological process: intracellular sterol transport. Gene Ontology annotation, cellular component: endoplasmic reticulum membrane; plasma membrane; endoplasmic reticulum-plasma membrane contact site.